UAUUUUCAAUCAAGGCAUCGUAUGCGAAAAAGAGCAAGAAAUUUAGCUGGACUAUUGACUUUUCCAACUUGUCACUAAAAGAACUAAAGACAUAUAUUCACUACCAAUUAUCUUUUCCAGAAGACGUUGAUCCGGGAGAUUUAAUUCUUUGUGGCAGUAAUGAUAAUGCCAAAAAUAAUGAGGAGCAAAGCCUAAAUGACAAAUCAUAUGAACAAUAUCUCAAAUCCUGUAUUGCAACGAACUCUCUAAGUCUUAAAAUCAACGUUUAUACUGUACAGAAACCAUAUUCGGAAUGGACUUUCAAUGCUGUUAACGAUAUAUUCGAACUGCCAACUCAUUACACGGAUAUUCCUAAAUUCACCUGCGGUACCGAUAAACUUGAAGAUGAAAAGUCCCAAAAGUUGUUGUUGCAUCUUAUCGAAGAUCUAAAGAUCCGUCGAUCAACAAUCCAUGGUGUUUCAGAAGCGUAUAAUAGCAAAUUUGUGCUACCAUUUCUUGCGAUGGCUAGUUCCGUGUGUGGUGCGAAGGUUAAAAUAUAUCCAGAAGAAUAUAUCCAAGGAAAAUAUGGUCGUGGACCAGUAGAUUUUUGUAUGAUAUUGGAAAAAAUAAUCAUUAGUGUUUUAGAGGUAAAAAGAGAUGAUUUUAUACAAGGUACAGCACAAAUAAUCGUACAGCUUCAUUCAUCGCUUGAAAACUCUCGAAAGAGAAGACAUGAGGAUGAUGAUUUUGUUAUUGAUAAAGCGUAUGGAAUAGUUACUGCAGUAAAUUAUGAUAAACCAGAAUAUAGAAUCCAUUCAAAAGAAGGGACUUCGAUUAAUUGGGGUAGCAAUUUUGAGGAAGGGGUUACCGAGGUCUUAGGACAGAUUGUUUGGCUAUUUAAAGAUACAGAAAAAUUAAUAGAAUCAGCAAAACAAAAGAAG
This is a messenger RNA of Racocetra persica, 920 nucleotides long. Lineage: Eukaryota; Fungi; Glomeromycota; Glomeromycetes; Diversisporales; Gigasporaceae. The record is from the annotation of a GenBank genome assembly.